GGCUCUGAACAAAGACAAAGAAGUUUGCUAUCGACUGUUUCAAAGAUUGUGCGCUUCGUUCAAGUAAGUCAAAUAUGUUGUGUUCACUUAUUUCCUUUGUGUGGACGUUUAUGCCUGUUGCCGCUCCGAAUUCAUCUAACCUACAUGACAAACGGUCCACCCGCGAAGUGGAACACCCGAGAGGCGGGCAACCGGCGUCCGCCUUUCCCCUGCGGAUUAAGUUUGGUCUACAGUAAAAAUCCACAUAAAAGAACCACUAUUUUUAUGUCUGGCCAAGAAACCAGGCUGAAAAAUCAGGCCAUGUUGGUUCUUUGAUUUAUUUCUAGUAAAAAAACAAUGGACUUUAUCUAUUUCAUUUUUGUUCCAAUGGCCUAGGGUCCGAAAACCCAAAUAUUUUUUGGCCUAAUCGUGUUUCUGUAAUGGUAUUUCAGACCUGGCAUUCCCGGUCCAGACUCUUUGUCAACUCUGUCGACAGCCACAGAACUUCUUCAGUUAUUGAUGCCUUCGAGCACGCCCGGAGUGCCGAGCAAACCCGAAGAUGCUACGGAGGAUACCGAAUCAGCAAUGGAAACAGGUAAUAAGGAAGAGGAAAGGAAAAUAGAGACGGGAAAUGAUGGCGAUAAAGUGGAAGAAAUUGACAUCGAUGUUGAGGGAAAAGACGGCAAAGAUCAGCAAAAUGAAAAAGGUUGGAAAGUUCGACUUUACUAAUAUCGCGAAUAAAUAAUAGAGAUCAGAAUACAAAAUAUCUUCGUAGGAAAUGUUCUUAGAAAAUUUUAGGAAAAUACUAGAAUGCCAUAUAAUUUACUUAUUGUUUACAAAAGGGUUUUGCAAGUGGAGAUCGUCUUGUGCCGAGAUUGAAUUUGAUCACAAUAGGGCCAUUUAUACGGGCGAAAAUAAGCCGUGGCCUAAGGGAGUGUUCAUUAUUUAUACCCGGGGUUGGUACCGUUCAAGAGAAACUAAUCGAAAAGAGAAAAAAACAACUACCCACCCUUUCGAUCAACCAUUUUUUUCCCUAUCCAACUAUUGCGUGACUUGGAUUUUUAUUUUACCCAACCCAAUUUCAAAAUUAUACAAGUAUUUUACAUAUAUACAUAUAUAUUAUUAUACAAGCUAGGCCACUAUAGUAUAAACAGUACUGUGCAUAUUUGGUGCACCAACUGAAUGUCAAAUAUAAUCAUUUGUAUACCUUCACAAGUUCAUAUUAUGUUCCCAAGCUUCCAAGUUCCUGCAGUCCUACCAUAUCUGAUAUCUCGUUGUUGUAAUCAGAGGGGAUGGGGAGUUGGAGUUUAGUUUUCUUUGUGGGGAAUGAAUGGAUAUUUCCUGGUUUGUAUUGAAAAUAAUUUACCCAACCAUAGGCUUUGUUCAAAAAAUAUUUACCCAACCCUUCAUACCCCAGAAAAAUGACUUACCCAACCCAUUUCUCUUCGGUACCAACCCCGGGUAUAAAUAAUGAACACUCCCUAAAUAAGCCGCGGCUUAAAUCGAAAAAACAGUCAAUUUGCAAUAAGCCGCGGCUUAUUUAGGCCUAGCUUUCAAGCCUGGGCUUAUAUUUUAGCCGCGACUUAUUGCAAAUUGACUGUUUAAAACGAGUCGUUCGCGACUUAUUUAAGCCGCGGCUUAUUUAGGCUGUGGCUUAUUUUCGCUCGUACAAAUGGCCCUAAUUAAUGGGGCACCAUACGUUCUCUGAAAUCUACAUGUGCAGGAAGUUUUAUAUUUGACUUAUACAGGAAAUUUUUGCUUUUGAAUUUCGCUGCCAGGAAGAGAGAUAUUUUGUACGCCUGCAUCCAAAAGUAAAGUAAAGAGAAAACUCCAAAAUACAUACGUAAAAAGUUGAAUUGACUAAACCUUGGCUAAAAUCAAUCACAUUCCAUUCAUAAACGUCCUCAGAGCUAUAAUCUUCACGAUCUUCCCUUUAGCUUCUUUUGGACAGUUUGCGAAUGAUCCGCCGUUGUAUUCAAGGAAAAUCCACGUGUCAGUGCGAGAAUUCCAGGAAUUAAUGAAGACGACUGGAGAACAUGAAAAUCCAUUGGAAACUCUUGAAGCUUUGUUGGAGGUAAUUUCUGCAGCUGGAAGUUUUUAUUCCCCAACUAAAAAUAUCGUUCUCUACAAAUAACCAAACACAAACCGCGUUUAAUCCAUUGAGUAUCGGCAUUUCCCCUUUGACAAGUAAAAUUUCCUCUUGUUUCAAAAUAUUAAUUAAAUAUUACUUGCUUUUGUGUUAGAGAAUCGAGUUUUAACCUCGGUUGGACCUACAUGUUGUGCAAUCUCUGUUAAAUUAAACGCAGGCAAACUCUAACGGCGUCAAGCAGUUACACUGUUCCUCAACCGAGCCUUAACCAAACAUCAAAUGUGCUUUAACCGAAACUCGAUGGAAUUUCCGCCGCAGUUUUAGACUUUUAGGUUGUUAUUGGAUGAUAGUCUAACGAUUGUUUUAAUGCUAUUCAGAAAAGUUGCAAGGAAGACGAGACAUUGGAAGCACUUCUUAAUGGCGUCGCGUCGCUAAGGAAAGUUGAAGAUGUCAAAAGUGAAAUGGAAGGUUAGAAUCAUAUACCGCCAUAAUAAUAAUAAUAAUAAUAAUAAUAAUAAUAACAUUUCUAUAGCGCAUAUACAUUACUGUUCUAUUCGCUUUACAUUGUAAAAUUAAGUAUACAGUAGUUUACAUCUAUUAUAUAUGUAUAAGCUAUAAUAUUAAGAUUCUUCUUAUAAGUCUCAUAUGUCUAUAUAUGUAUAUCUAAAAAACUAGUAAAAAUAUUAAAAUAAAAUCUCUUAUAACUGUAAGUCAUAUGUCAUAAGCUAAUUUAAAAAGAUGAGUCUUUAAUUUGGAUUUAAAAAUAUUAAUGUCAGUUAUAGAUCUAAUAUCCACUGGCAGUGUGUUCCAAAGUUUUGGGGCAGUUACCGAAAAUGCCCGAUAUCCAUAGGUUUUAAGUUUGUAUGGUUGUUCUGUAAGACGCCAUUUAUCUGCUGAUGAGCGAAGUAUUCUUGUUGGUUCAUAACGGCAUAUAAGUUCUUGUAAAUAUUUAGGAGCAAUGUUAUUUACUAUUUUGAAACACAUUAAAUUAAUCUUAAAAACUAUUCUUUCUUGAACUGGCAACCAAUGUAGGUUUCUUAAAGUUGGGCUGAUGUUUUUAUAUUUUACAAUCGAAUGACGUCUUAUUAUUUUUUACUUGUUUUUCUAGAUACAAAAGAAGACAACGAACCUGUCCUACCAGCCGCCCAGCCAUUGCAAACUUUGUUCAAUAAACGAGCAGCCUUCAGUUCUGGAGAAGAUGUCAGUGGCAGGUUUGAGAAUUUCUUUAAAUUUUUCCUGUAGGAAGCUACCACAUUCCUGUUUAAGGGAUGUUAGACUUUUAUUUCUGUAAUAUAAUAUUUUAAUCUCUUACACUUAUCUCAGGGUUAGCCCUACAUUAUGGUAUUCAACACCACCACCAGACGAUGUUGAUGUAGAAUCUGAACUGGUAUGUAACGUUUUAGAGAUACAGUUCACACGUAAAAACACACAAGUUGUCACAGGUCUGCAAACGAGUUGUUACAAAUCUGUUCACAAGCUGUCCACAAGUUGUGUUCGCAUUGCUUGUUCCUGGUUGUAACAAGUUUGGAGAAAGCUAACUUGUAAUAAGUUUGAUGGCAUCAUUAGACUUGUUACAAGGUUGUUCUAUAACAAGAUUUUGCGUGUGUAGCUGAAGAUAGCAAUUUCAUAAUUCCUAGGAACAAACGAACCUAGUCAGCGAUGUAUUGUGGGCAUGUUUUAAAGGGGACAAAACACCAAUAAUUUUUUCUCCCCCUUACUAACGAUCCACAAUGCAACACUACUCUUCUCUAUAAAGUGUAGAAUAUUUUAAGAACACUUCCAUUGCCGCGACUGUAAUACUUCUUUCUUUCCUGUCUCGGAUUAUGAGCUUAAGAUUAUACAUUAUUUAUCGCUUGAUGUAUUCCAGGUCAACUGCGAUUUCGAAGAAGUGAAAACAAAAUAUUUCCCAGACUUUGACAUCAAAGCAGAAUUGGAAAAAGAGUUGCAGUCAUCUGUGCAAGAUUCACCUAAGAGAAAACAUGGUUUUAAAAAGUAAGUUUUGUAAAUGAAAGGUAGUUCAGUUACCAAUAACUACUGGAUCUCUAGGAAGAAGAACAGUUUAGAACUGCUAGAGCUAUAUAUCCAGUAUUAGUAUAGGUAAUCAUGCGAUGGCGAGUAUAAUUAGGGAUUAAUAGUACGAGUGAGUCCCGCCGGGGCGAGACAUGUUUAUUAUCAGCAUGACAAAAUUGGAUACAUACUUCUUAAUGUCAACAUCAUAUUCUCUCGCCAAAGCCCAGUUCUGCCAGACUUUCAACCAUAGUUUGGUGCUUUACUUCGUGUUUUCAUUUAGUCCUUUUGUUAAAGCAAAAUUUGGUGCUUUUCUUCGUGUUUUCAUUUAGUUCUUUGGUUAAAGCAAAAUUUGGUGCUUUUGUUCGUAUUUUCAUCUAGUUCCUCUAGGACAAUUUCAUUUCACAUAAUCACAUUUGUGUUCAAAAUACCUUUCCGCCAUUUGCUAGUUUUGGGAAAAUCAUUAAUUGUACUGCAGCUCUCUCCCCCGCAGAGGCUUUCGUUUUCUUAGGAUUUAAUAUUACGGUGAGAUACAUUUCACUACACUUUACAUGGCGGAUUUUGGAACACUAGCAAAAGUACUGCAGUACAAUUAAUGAAAUAAUUGUACUCCUCUCAACCAAUCAGCAUCCAGUAAUUUUUUCAUGCUAAUAAUAAAUAAAGUUAGUUUAAUUCGGGUUUUCUCUCCUAGUAUAAUAGGAUAAAUAUGGGAUGACCCGUACUGGAAUUAUUCAGUAUGAUUAGUUUCAUAUCUUACCCUUGAAUACCAUAUACUUUCUAGGUUGGGCAAACGCAAAUUUGUGUCCAUGAUCCUAGAGAAAGGAGACCCACAGAAAAAGGCGAAACAAGAUGGUAACGUAUACAAAGUUGGAUUACUUUAGGUUUCCUCCUGUAAUAACGCUCUACGGAGACCAGUAUACAACGAAUUGAUACAGCUAUCCUAUGUAAUUAAAGUUUGUCUAAUUAUUCAUUUUCCAUCCCUCAGCUUUAGAUCGUGGCCGAGGUCGUGGCGGAAUGUUCCGAGGUGGUCGCGGUGGUGCAAGAUAUGAUAACUUCCGAGCCCGCACACAGAAUACCAGUCGUCCUCCCUCCAUGCAUGUAGACGACUUCGUGGCGAUGGAGAGUGGGCGUGGCAGAGGAAGGGGUAGGGGUGGGCAGUCAACCUUAAAUGAUCGUUCUGCAGCCAGACCUUCGAUACGCAAGGUAGGUGGGGAGCAGAAGAAAAGAGAAGGAAAAGCCAUUCACCACACUUUGGACAGUAACACUUGUACAUCUAUCUGCAGGCAGUAACUCUUGUAGUUUAUCAAUCUGAAAGUUGAUCUAUAUAGUAGAGAGUGAGGGCAGAGAAUAAGGGCAGUCUCCCUUAGCUUGGCCGUCCCUAGCAAUCAAGCAAACCUAUAUCAAGCAAACCUUUCAGUUUGCCUGGCUUGGACACACUCAAAGACAACAUCACAAAAAUAUACCUUGAUGCAGCUGAGUGCAUAGCACCAGAAACGAAUCUAGGCAGAUAUGAACUGGUCAGGCUAGGCUAGUUUAAUACCUUUUGUUUAUCGUUGCGAAGACAAGCAGAUAUUGUUUUAAAAGUUGCAUUUCAGGACAUAAAUCUAAUUUCCGAUAAUGUCCCAAUUUAUGCUUUUUAAUAAAACUAUUUAAGUUUUUAGUGAAACUAUACGCGUGCCUUAGAAUAUCAGUCAAGCACGGACAUUGUCCGACGUAGAGAGGAAGCCACUGGACAUUCUGUCCGACUUAAGUGAAGCUGAGGUUUAUUGUUUGUACGAUCGUAGUGAAUUGGUGUCCGACCUAACUGUAACUUUGUCCAACGUAAAUCAAAAUGUACCCUAGUCCAGGACUAGAGACUCGUGUGUUAAAUGGAGAAUCAGAGUAAUGUAUAGAAAGUGAACUCCAAGUCAAACUGAACUCAAAGUCAUUGGACAUCACAAUACAUAUGUCCGACACAAAGUUAUCGAACAUUUUGUCAGACGUUCUCUGACCGAUAUUUUAAUUUUGUUUUCAUUUAACUUAGAUUCAGACAUUGAACCGUAACUCGCCAGAUCCUCACAGAUUGGAAGGAUUUUUGCCAAAUGAUGGACGCUGGAAUAUACCUGGCGCAUCUCGUAGAGAAGGUGGGCACUAAUGCUGAAUGUAAAAUACUUGGGAUGAUGCUUGAAUACUUGAUUUUUGGCGUUUCGUGCUUAACAUACACACGUAAAAAUGAUGCACAAGUUGUUACAGAUAUACAAACAAGUUGUUACAAAUCUGUUCACAAGCUGUCGACAAGUUGUCUCGCACUGCUUGUUCCUUGUUGUUGGAACAAGCUGUUAGCAACUUGUAACAAGCUUGAUGGCAUUAUCAGAUUUGUUACAAGGUUGUUCUAACAAGUCUGGUACUGUCAUGAUAUAACAAGAAUGUUACAAGGUUGACAACAUAAGAUUGUAACAAUAUUGUUAUAUCAUGAUUGUAUUGGCUUGUUAGAACAACCUUGUAACAAGUUUGAUAAUAUCAACAAGGUUGUUACAGCUUGUUCCAAACUUGUUGACAACUUCAGAGAAGCAGUGCUAACACAACUAAUUGUUGACGGCUUGUUGGCAGACCUGUUACAAGAUGUAAGUUUUUGCGUGUGUACGCCAGCAGCUAAAACGUUCAAAGUCAUGUGGGAUUUUUAUGUUGUUUGUAAAGAAAGAUACGUACUUCUAAGAGGAAAAAAAGUUCAGUAAUGUAUGCUUUGGCACGCAUAUACAAAAAGUUAAGUGAUUUGGUUUUCUGCCGUUCUCGGUUGCCAAACGCUUUUUUUGCCAGACGCAAGUACAUACCCAGAAUGUCCCAGAUUAUCGCAACUUCUCACGCUACAAAGCUCCUACAUUACUGUAUUGAAAUCUGAUUUCUAUUUCCAGUUUCCCUGGCGGCGCAUCCGUUACACGCAUUACGCAAUCAAGCGGCUUGGGAACCACGCCAAGCUAUGGACACAGCGGGAUUUCUGGAACGAGGCUUUCAGAGAGCGUGAGUAUACUACUUGGAAAUAUCGUAUACGAUUGCCAUUCUGGAUUAAAAUAUAACCCGUUGUUUUAGUAUGUGUAUUUCUUCAAAAACUUCAAAGAAGAAAACUCCUACUGAUUCAGACAAGAUCUCUGAACAAAUAUUUCCAAAUUUAUAAACAAGCUGUUGGAAAUUUGCUUUGAAUUUUAGGUGAACCUAUAGGAUUAAGUUAACCCAGCUUUGUACAACUGGCCCCAGGGGCCGGUUGUAUCAAGCCCGUUUAGCUUAAACGGUGGAUAAGUCAAAAUUAAAUAGAACUCAUAUCUCCCGUGAAUCAGUUAACUUAAAUAUUCUGCACUGAAUAUGAAGUUGUAAACAUUAUCGUUCUAUUAAAGUUCAAAACUUUUAAUUUGGUUGUUGAAUGAAUGUAUAGACUUGCUUUCUAUUUUGAGCUUAACCACCGUUUAAGCUAAACGGGCUUGAAACAACACUGAACAGGCCCCAGGCGUAUUAAAAAUAUGCGGUCGUCAAUGUCCUGUUUAUGGUGAAAUUUGAAAUGUGUGACCUCACCAACAUAAAUAACUUAGGUUUUCUGUUAUUCUUUUUUAGAGGCAACUGGGGAACGCCGGCCACUGUAAACUACAGAGGUAAGUCCUUUUUGCAUGGCGUGGUUCAGAUUUCUGACGAGAUGGGGGUAAACCGUAGACCCAACUUCUGUUAAAGGGGAGUGGCCAUAUAUUUUUUUAGUUUCUCAUUUGAAAAUUCAUCAAAAAUUUAUCCAAGAUGGCGGACAUCUCAUUACUUCAAGUGAAAAUAUUUCAAGAACUAAGCAAGAUAUGAAAAACCGGUAAACGAAGCUAAUAUAUAGUUUCAAAAGUUCAUUCAAAUGAGAAAAUAAAAAAUUACAUUGCCAUUUCUCUUUAAGUUUUUUUUUUGUAUCAUGGAACUUUUGUCAAGCGCAAAAACGAGCUGUGAGUGUUGUGACCAAUGGGACGUUUGUUUGAAGUUUUUGCCUAGGAUUAAAGCAACAGGAUACUGAUGUUUAGUUGAUGAUAUUCCUUGUUCCUCUCAGGUUUCCGUGAGACAGCUUAUCGUGAUCAACAGUUGCGCGGAGGAUUCUGGGCAGGACCACAACAGGAAGCAGAACGCAAAGAUGCCAGGUAUAACGAAGCCGUGUUUUUAUUAUAAAACUAUAUUUUGGACACACUAGUAUCAGGGUUUCCAAUAGAAUUUGAAGUAAGAGGCUUUUUGAAAGAAGAAUAUCGUGUAAAAUUCUUUGGUAAAGAUGAAUAACCUGCGAUUGUCUAUACGCUAUAGACGGCGAAAAUCUCCUGUGCCGGGUCUUGUUUGACAAUUUCAAUCAUGUUACUAUAUCUAAUGAUAAUUAAAAUGGUCUUCAUUUCACAAGAUAAAAAAUACAUAUCGUAUGUUACAUAGAUCAAAGAAUUCUGAUAUAUUACAAGGCUAAAUUAUAUUUAAAACACUCAUUAAUAAUUCAUAAGCUUAUUGGCAAAUCAUGUCAACCAUAAUAUGUCAUGUGAAGAGGCUUUAUACCUGAAAAACUCAUCUUCAUUAGUAUUCUUUAUAUAAAAGUCCUUCCUAAUUAGUAUUCUUUAUAUAAAGAGUAUAUAAAGAAUACUAAUGAGACGGCAUCUAUUGUAGUCGUGUUUGAAGCUAUUCAAAACACUUGCAGGAGAGUUUUAUCAUAUCUAAAAUGCUCGUGCUGCGCACUCGCAUUUUAAAUAUGACAAAGUAGUACUUAAAAAAUAGUACUUAAAAAAUAGACGAUUAAUAUAAGAAUUUUAAAACGGUCUGUGUUAAUCUUUGGACAGAAACUAGAUCUUUUUUAUUUUUGCUUUUGUAAUUGCCUUCGUAAAUCCACAAAGUUGAUUUGAUAAGGAAAUUGGCACCCACCCCCUUUGUCGAGACUAGGGAGGGGUACGUACCCCCUGCACCACCCCGCAGUAAAUCCAUCCCCGUAACGAGCAUUCCAAUCUUAGUUUAUGUUUAUAUCAGUGGUCGUCAUUUACUGUUUCAGAUUCCUUCCUCCCCCACCAGCGAACUUCGACAACUACAGAGCUGGAGGAACACGUGGUAGACACAUGAGAUCUUUUACAAGAUAAAACAAAUACUUUUCCCACCAAAAUGUACAUCAUUUCAUGCUAUUCAUGUAAGUAAAGGUAAUUAUUUGACAGGCCCUCAAUAAUUAAAUUGUCAACAGUUUUCUGGAGAAGUAUGUACGGUUCCUGAAAUUUAUUCACCAACGAAAUCCUUCGUCGUCAAGGAUAUUCAAAAUCUGCAAUGACGGAGUUUUCAUGGCGAAUCUUCGCAUUUCGCAGAUCAUAACCAUUUGCGGAAUUUUUGGAGAAAGGGUGCGCCUUUUGGUAGCAAACCUUUUGGUAACUUUUUGAGGACAUGGGUGCACAUGAUAUUUUUCUCAUUGUAAUUCCCUGAGCAGACCAAAGCAUACACAUGCAAUGCAUGAUGUAAGAUUGGUCGAGAAUUAAACUUUUCUAGUCAGUUUUGCAGUUUUGGAUAAUCAAAAAUUAGAAAACCUCAUCUCUAAAAUGGUUCGAUUUUAUGAGGUUGGUUGGGGGGGGGGGGUGCAAGUUCACGCCCAUAAACCAUUACUGACAUUUUUGGAUCAGAACCUCGAUAUUUCAUCUAGAUACUGAAAAUUUCACCUCAAACGUCAAGUGUCUUAUAAGGCCCUUUUCCACUGUAAAAUGUGAUUGGCCAACACAAAUUUUCCGUGGGAAAAAAAUUUUGAAGUUAAAAUUUUCAACUUUUAACAAUGACAUUUUCGGAAAAUUUUCUGUUCGUGGAAAUUUUCUUCAUUGGAAAUGGUCCUUUAGCCCCUUAUACAGUCUACAUUCGCUAGGUUGUUAAUUACAUCAUUACUGUAAGGCUAUGUCAAAAUAUGGCCUGCUAUUUAAUACCAUCCCAUUUUCCUCUCCACAUCUUCCUCUGUUUUCAUCUCUUGUCUGUGAUCAACCUCAUUCUCGUCAAAUGAAUGUACUUCGUGUAAAUCAAACUCAUCUGUUCUGUCAAUUGGCGACUGCCAGUCGCGAGGGACUGGGAUGAGUGGCAUGCAAUCAUUUAUAGGAAGAACUCGCAGCAUCUCGACUUCGCCU
Messenger RNA from Paramuricea clavata, 10182 nucleotides. The record is from the annotation of a GenBank genome assembly. NCBI's taxonomy places the organism in Eukaryota, Metazoa, Cnidaria, Anthozoa, Malacalcyonacea, Plexauridae.